Rhopilema esculentum is the source of this 777-nucleotide messenger RNA. RefSeq lists its product as uncharacterized. The record is from RefSeq and is a predicted model, not a curated record. NCBI's taxonomy places the organism in Eukaryota, Metazoa, Cnidaria, Scyphozoa, Rhizostomeae, Rhizostomatidae. Gene Ontology annotation, molecular function: N-acetyltransferase activity.
AUGGCAUCCAUUUUGAUUAGAAGACCUUCUGGAUUCAUUGUUGGGCUUAUUCGUGGCAAAACAGGAAAGGUUUUAACUGGAAGACAUCUUUUCUCCUCAAGGAAUAUGGCUUCCAAAGAUAAAUUCACGAAUCGAAUUGCGAAAGAAGACGAUUACAAUGCAAUCGUUAAUUUUCUGAACGAGAACUUUGUCCCCUACGAGCCAACAUUAACUGCAUUAAAUUUUCGUCCAAACACACCAGGAAUGGAUCUCUUUUGGCAAUCCAUUGCUCAAUGCUUAAUAGAGCCUAUCAGCUUCAUAUCUUUGAAUAAACAAGAUGAGAUUGUUGGCUCUUGUCUAAGCAGUCGUUUUCAUCCUAUAUCAGAGUUGGACGACCGAUGGACGAAUCGAAAAGUGCUUCCAGCUGGAAUGUCUAACUUUGAUAUUGGUGUAGCGUACGUGUCGCAGCUUGAAGACGGCCUUGUGGAGUGCCUUGCAUCGAAGGAACAAUGUAACAACCCUAUGUUGCUGAAUGUCCUUUGUGUGGAUAGCAAGUUCAGAGGCCAUGGCCUGGGAAUCAAGUUGAUUGACCUGGCAUUUGAUAAUUCCCGUCAACGUGGCUACGACUGCAUCGUAUCACAGGCAACCGCAAAGGCAUCGCAGAUUCUGUUCAAGAGAACUGGCUUUGAUGUACUGAACGUGGUUAAACAUGAAGAUUUUGUAAACGAAAACGGUACUCGGCUGUUGAACUGCAAGGACGGCACGGACGAAGGGCAGCUGGUUUUCAAGAAACUUUGA